AUGACAAUCAAGUACGACCCUGCGAGAAUGAGAUAUGAUCCUGAGAAAAUGAGAAUACACAUUCAUUACUUGCGAAAAAUUGAAAUCUUCUAUGAUCUAGAGCUCGCAUAUCUGAAAAAGAUACAAUCCGAAUGUACUCAAGUGAUGGAAGCGAUUUCUGAACUAGAAACGAAUCCUACCGAGGAAUUAUUCGAAGAGAUUGGUCGUAGCAUCGACAGCAUGAAAUCCAUGUUCAAGAUCUUCAAUCUGCUUGGAUUCUUGAAAGAUCUCGCCAAGGAGCUCGCGGAUCGCUAUCAACCCUUAUCAAUCUCAACCUUUGAUGCUAUGGCUGAACACGAGUUCCCAUACGACUACUUCGAAGAGUACGUGCCCGUUUGCGAUGUUGUUCCAUCUCCAGCUGAGACUGAAGGGAACCAAAAGAGCUUCGAAGAAACGGUCAUGGAGCUGAGUGACCCUAUCGGAGAAGUGUCUUCAGAUUCUUACUCCCUGACCUCGCAGACGGGAAGUGUUCCUCCGUCGCGUCGCAUUUCCUCCGCUUCCAUGUCAGACUCAUUCACGCGACAGCCAACUGUUUAUCAUGGGGAACGCUACGAUGCUGCUGUCCGGGCUCUCGCGGCUUCCAGGUCAAAUUCAUCUACGCGCCAGCAGGUUGCCCCCGUUGGAGAACGCUUCGAUGUAACUGUCCAAUUCCCCAAACGACCUCUCGGUGGUGAAGUUGUUCGUGUGAAGUGUGGAAGGAAGGUUAAAACUUUGGUACAUUAUCUACUAUCCAUUAUAAGGAAGACAGAAGCCGAGGAUACGAAGCAGCAUCGCAGCAUCAAGAUCAGUUUGAGUGAAUUUGUGAAAAGAAUCAUCAUGCGAACUGUCACUGGGCACUUGAGUGCCGAGAAUUUUGCUCGUGCUUUAAACAGCAUAGUUAAAGUGCAAGUGGAAGAUCAACACUUCAUCACCUUUCUAAAGGCGUCUUUUCCUCGUCUUGCGCGUCGUUUUCUCAAAGGUGAUGUGGCCAUUGAGCCUUUCGUCCCUCUUCAAGCUUUGUACUCUCGCGAAGUCCUGAGAAUUCCUUUUGAUGGUCACUUCUUAUGGGGAGUUUACCGUAGUUACUACGAUAGACUUGUAAAGAAUGGUGAAGCGCCACCGAUUUCUCCGUACUCGAGUCACACUCCAACUAGAGCCAAUGUUUUUGAAAGCGACUCGGAAUCCGCACUUGCCGAAGGAUUUGCGAGUCCAGAAACGAAUAGUUUAUUCGAGAUGGAGCCAUGUCGGCCCUUCACUGGAUCUAUCCUCGAUAAUUCAUUUCUUGAUCCGGCGAAAGUGAAAGAGCUUUUUUGGAGCAAAUUGGGUGAAUAUGCCCAAAUCGCCGACGAGGCUGUUCUCCUAGUAUCAGAGGCGGCCAGGAACUAUACUGAAGAUGUAAUUAUUAAAGUCAGGGAUUUUGCAGAACAUCGAAUGAUGCCGGAAAGCCCAGGAAUCUUUUCUGCAUUUGAAUCGCCCGCCCACAGUCCAACAGCACAGGAGUCGAUAAAGGAAACGGAUAGUUGUACCGGAGAAGAGAAGGAAGCUGAGGAAGCUGACAAGACGGAUGCGAUAGGAAGUGAAAGUCAAGGAGAAGACGCAAGCGAAGACCUUAAGCAAGAUGCGGAGAAGGACGAAACUGAGGACUUGAAGGCGGAGCAUACCAAGGCGGCUACAGUGGCGCCAUUAAGCGCUUCUAGGGAGGACAACACAGGCAACGACGAGAUGGCUGAUCCAAGCCAGCCAUCCACUUCUGCCCGUGCUCCAAUUGUUCAUGUAACCCUUCGCGAUCUGCAGGUGAUGUUUGCAGCUGGUAAUAUCAGAUCCAGAGUUGCGUUCAAGAUGGCCAUGGGCCCAAAUAUCAAUGCGACCACCGGUCUAUCUGAGCAGGGUAUCGGUACACAGUAG
Messenger RNA from Necator americanus (New World hookworm), 1923 nucleotides. RefSeq lists its product as uncharacterized. NCBI's taxonomy places the organism in Eukaryota, Metazoa, Nematoda, Chromadorea, Rhabditida, Ancylostomatidae. The coding region runs from base 1 to 1923 and encodes 640 amino acids. The record is from RefSeq and is a predicted model, not a curated record. Gene Ontology annotation, biological process: DNA-templated transcription. The transcript is spliced from 14 exons.